This is a messenger RNA of Pestalotiopsis fici W106-1, 960 nucleotides long. RefSeq lists its product as uncharacterized. The record is from RefSeq and is a predicted model, not a curated record. The coding region runs from base 1 to 960 and encodes 319 amino acids. The transcript has a single exon. Lineage: Eukaryota; Fungi; Ascomycota; Sordariomycetes; Amphisphaeriales; Sporocadaceae.
AUGUUUGGUGCCGCAAAGUUCAAGCCCGAUCGAGACAUUCCAGACCUACGUGGAAGGGUCAUAUUCAUUACAGGAGGCAGUGACGGUCUCGGCAAGGAGUCCGCAAAGCAAUUCGCCAGGUACGGCGCAACCGUCUACAUUGGCGCGCGCAAUCGCGAGAAAGCGAGCGCUGCCAUUGCCGAGAUCAAGGCUAGUCUUGGGUUGGCGGUGCAUAGAAGCGAGGAGCAGACCGUUGCAAACAUUCACUUUAUUGAACUUGAUCUGGCGUCGCUGGACUCCGUGGCCAAGGCGGCACAGUCAUUCCGUGCCGCGAACAAUCGUCUCGACAUACUCAUGAACAACGGCGGCAUCAUGGCCACACCCGAGGGUCUAACAAAGGACGGAUACGAGAUCCAGUUUGGGACAAACCAUGUGGGACACGCACUCCUCACCAAGCUGUUGCUGCCAGUCCUCGAGGCAACGGCCACUAUGAACGGCGGCGAUGUCCGCAUCGUCAAUGUGACAUCGAUAGCACAGGAAUGGUUCGGCCCUCCCAAUGGCCUCUUACUCGAAGAGGCCAAGACGACCAUGGGCGGCAUCGGGCCCUGGCAGCGUUACGGCCACUCCAAGAUCGCCAAUGUCUACUUCACUAAGGGGCUGUCCAAGCGAUACCCCGGGAUCCGAUCCGUCGCCGUGCACCCGGGUGGCACCAAGACGAGUCUAUCCAAGGGAGUCGAGCCGACGCAGCCCGCACUUGUCCAGGCGUUCAUGGACUUGAUCAAGCGGUUCACCUUUGCCGACGUUGCCGAGGGUGCUUACAAUCAGCUCUGGGCUAGUACGUCCCCGGAGGCAAAGUCGGGUCUGCUACAUUACCCCGUCGCAAAGGAGCACAUAGAGAGGACAAUACUAAAGGACGAAGGGGUAGCGGAUAAGCUUUGGGAUUGGACGGAGAAAGAGCUGAGAAGGCUUGAGAUUUUUUGA